AUGUCCAACGUCCAGCAGACCGGCAAGAAGCAGCGUUCGGCUAUCGCCGACGUGGUGACCCGCGAGUACACCAUCAACCUGCACAAGAGAUGCCACGGUGUUAGCUUCAAGAAGCGUGCUCCUCGUGCCAUCAAGGAGAUCCGUGCUUUCGCCGAGCGUGCUAUGGGCACCAAGGACGUUCGCCUCGACCCCCAGCUGAACAAGAAGGUCUGGGAGGCCGGUAUCAAGGGUGUUCCUUUCCGUCUCCGCGUUCGCAUCUCCCGCAAGCGUAACGACGAGGAGGGUGCUGAGGAGCGUCUGUACUCCCACGUCCAGGCUGUCAACGUCAAGGACCCCAAGGGUCUGCACACCACCAACGUCGAUGACGCUUAA
Molecule: messenger RNA, 372 nt
Organism: Penicillium malachiteum
Lineage: Eukaryota; Fungi; Ascomycota; Eurotiomycetes; Eurotiales; Aspergillaceae
Product: 60S ribosomal protein eL31
Exons: 3
Coding region: 1-372 (123 amino acids)
Biological process (GO): cytoplasmic translation
Cellular component (GO): cytosolic large ribosomal subunit; ribosome
Molecular function (GO): structural constituent of ribosome
Source: RefSeq, a predicted model, not a curated record